Messenger RNA from Brassica oleracea var. oleracea, 1838 nucleotides. Its product is annotated as F-box protein At5g51380-like. Gene Ontology annotation, cellular component: SCF ubiquitin ligase complex. The transcript has 2 exons. Lineage: Eukaryota; Viridiplantae; Streptophyta; Magnoliopsida; Brassicales; Brassicaceae. Bases 181 to 1659 code for a protein of 492 amino acids. The record is from RefSeq and is a predicted model, not a curated record. Gene Ontology annotation, biological process: SCF-dependent proteasomal ubiquitin-dependent protein catabolic process. Gene Ontology annotation, molecular function: protein binding.
GCUCCUUCAUUUUACCCCAAAAAAAAAAAAAAUUCGAAACCUCUUCUCUCUCCCAAAACAUCUCUUUCAAAGUAUCCGUUGUAACAGUUCGCGUAAUCUAAGAGACAAAAAUCGCCACUCAGAAGAAGCAGAGACGAAGAAAGAAGAAAGAAUCGAAUCCAAUCGAAGUUUCGGAAAACGAUGUCGUUUCGGGAAAAGAUGCCGACGAGUCCCAAAUCGCCUCUACGAAGGAGACGCUCGAGCUGGACCGGGUCAUGGCUCAACCACCCGACGACGUCGUUCAAGGAAGUCGUCUCCGCCGUGAUCCAGUCUCAAUCGCCGAGAUCCACGUCUAAACCCCAAACCUCCGAUUUCGAUUUCAAUAUCGAUUUCGAUUUCUCCAAAGUCGAUCGAACGCUCUCCUUACCCGAUUCCCUCCUCCUCAGAAUCCUCCAGAAGCUUCCCGAUUCCCAGAACAACAACAACGACGUCUCACUCGUCUGCAAACGGUGGCUGAGUCUCCAAGGACGCCGUCUCCGCACUCUCAAGCUCCUCGAUUACGACUUCCUCUUAUCCGAGAAGCUCACCUCCAGGUUCCCGAAGCUCACGAGCAUCGAUCUAUCAAACGCGUGUAUGAAUCCGAAUCCGAAUCCGAAUCCGCCGCGAAACUCUAAUAUCCUCCUCUGCCACAAAUCGACUUCGUUCCACGUGUCAUCAGACUCGUCGAACUGGGAGGAGAAUCUGUUACCGAGCGAAGUAAUCGACAGAGGACUUAGGGUGUUAGGAAGAGGAAGCUGCGAUUUGCUUAAGCUCGUGGUGACUAACGCUACUGAGCUAGGUUUACUCGGUUUAGCCGAGCACUGUUCCGAUCUUCAAGAGCUCGAGCUCCGCAAGUGUAACGAUAAUAUCUUACGUGGCAUCGCUGCUUGCGAGAGUCUAAGAGUGUUGAGACUGGUGGGAAGCGUGGAGGGACUGUAUACUUCUUCUGUUUCCGAUAUUGGUUUGACGAUAUUAGCACAAGGGUGUAAGGGGCUUGUGAAGCUUGAGCUUAGUGGCUGUGAAGGUAGCUUUGAUGGGAUUAAAGCGAUAGGGCAGUGCUGUGAAGUGCUUGAAGAGCUUACGAUUUGUGAUCAUAGGAUGGAUGAUGGUGGGUGGAUAGCUGCGCUUUCGUAUUUCGGGAGUUUGAAGAGGCUGAGAGUGUUGUCUUGUAGAAAGAUUGAUUCUAGUCCUGGGCCGGAGAAGAUGCUUAGGUCUUGUCCGGCGUUGGAGAGUUUGGAGCUCGUGAGGUCUUGUUUGAAUGAUAAAGAAGGGAUGAGAGCCUUGUUUAAGGUGUGUGAUGGAGUGAAAAGGGUUUAUAUUCAGGAUUGCUGGGGGUUGGAUGAUGAUUCUUUCAGCUUGGCUAAAGCUUUCAGGAAGGUGAGGUUUGUGUCGUUGGAAGGAUGUUCAGUCCUAACAACAGGCGGUUUAGAGUCAGUCAUUUUGCACUGGGAAGAGCUCGAGAGCAUGAGAGUGGUGUCAUGUAAGAAUAUAAAAGACUGCGAGAUUUCACCGGCACUUUCGUCUUUGUUCUCACUUCUCAAAGAACUGACGUGGAGACCAGACACAAGGUCUCAUCUCUCGUCCAAGCUCGAAGGUGCUGGAAUUGGAAAGAGAGGCGGCAAAUUCUUCAAGAAGAGAUGAUGUAUCUUAUUUCCCUGAAAAUUCUUGCAGACAAAACUUUUUAGUUAUCUUCUUCGUGGUGCGUUAUUGCCAUGUUGUAAAAUCUACCUGUGGUAACAAAUAUGUGUAGUCAAUGUUCAAAACACUUGUGUAUUGCAACGUUCUGUUGUUAUGUAUAAUAAUAAAACUAUUCUCGUUCA